This is a messenger RNA of Populus euphratica (Euphrates poplar), 1604 nucleotides long. Its product is annotated as 26S proteasome non-ATPase regulatory subunit 4 homolog. The coding region runs from base 122 to 1318 and encodes 398 amino acids. NCBI's taxonomy places the organism in Eukaryota, Viridiplantae, Streptophyta, Magnoliopsida, Malpighiales, Salicaceae. The transcript is spliced from 10 exons. Gene Ontology annotation, biological process: proteasome-mediated ubiquitin-dependent protein catabolic process. Gene Ontology annotation, cellular component: proteasome regulatory particle, base subcomplex; nucleus; cytosol. Gene Ontology annotation, molecular function: polyubiquitin modification-dependent protein binding. The record is from RefSeq and is a predicted model, not a curated record.
CGGCAAAGCAGACUGUCUAGAGUUUUGAGCAAGCAAGAAAGAAAAAUAAGAAACAUCAACAAAGAGAAGCUCUUUCUUAUUUUUCUUCUCGCGCAAGCACAGCACAGACUAAACAGCAACAAUGGUUCUCGAGGCGACUAUGAUAUGCGUCGACAACUCAGAAUGGAUGCGAAACGGCGAUUAUUCUCCUUCUCGUUUUCAAGCUCAAGCUGAUGCUGUUAAUCUCUUAUGCGGCGCUAAAACCCAAUCGAAUCCAGAGAAUACAGUGGGGAUAUUAACAAUGGCAGGCAAACAAGUUCGGGUUUUGAGUACUCUUACUAGUGAUCUUGGCAAGAUUUUGUCUUGCAUGCACGGUCUAGAAGUGGGUGGUGAGAUGAAUCUAUCAGCUGGAAUUCAGGUUGCACAACUAGCUCUCAAGCAUCGUCAAAACAAAAAUCAGCAGCAAAGAAUAAUAGUUUUUGCUGGAAGUCCUAUCCAAUAUGAUAAGAAGAUGUUGGAGACUAUAGGAAAGAAAUUAAAAAAGAACAAUGUAUCUCUAGAUAUUGUUGAUUUUGGAGAAAACAAGGAGGGGAAGCCGGAAAAGUUGGAGGCCCUCUUUGCUGCUGUCAAUAGCAAUGAGAGUAGCCAUAUAGUUCACAUUCCUCCUGGUGGAGUUGCUAUUUCUGAUGCUCUUAUGAGUACACCUGUAUUCACUGGAGAUGGGGAAGGAGGGAGUGGCUUUGCUGCGGUGGCUGCAGCAGCUGGUGGUGGCAACUUUGAUUUUGGUGUAGAUCCUAAUUUAGAUCCGGAGCUAGCUCUUGCCCUUAGAGUUUCUAUGGAAGAGGAAAGAGCUAGGCAAGAAGCUGCUGGAAAAAGGGCUGCUGAUGAAGCUGCUAGACAAGAAAAGAGAGAAGAACCAACAUCCAAUUCACAGGAUGCAACAAUGGUUGACAAGGCUGCUGAAGCAACCAACAAUGCUUCUGAACCAAUGGAUGAAGUGAAUGCUCUACUUCAGCAUGCAAUUGCUCUAUCAAUGGAGAACUCUGGAUCCGAUCCCUCAGUUCGCGAUUCUGAAAUGGCUGAGGCAACCAAUGAAGAUCAGGAUCUGGCAGUGGCUCUUCAGAUCUCCAUUCAGGAAUCUGCAAAAGAUUCAUCAAGUCAGUCAGAUAUGAGCAAGGCUCUGGAGGAUCAGUCGUUUAUGUCAUCUGUCGUUGCAUCACUUCCAGGAGUUGACCCUAACGAUCCCUCAGUGAUCGAACUGCUAGCAUCUUUGCAAGGCCAAUCUGAGCAGUCCGAGCAGAAGAAGAAUGAAGAUAAUCCACCAAGUGAUGGCAAGUGAAUGGCUCUUGAUAACUCUUCAUGAAAAGCAUUGCGCUGAGGAGAAUGAAUAGAAAGCAGACUUGAUAGAAACACCUGUUGAAUUUGCUACCUAUUUUCCAGUUCUAAGGCUUUCACUUGAAUAGGCUGAAUAUCGGGGUAGGAUGUGAGAAAUGCUGUCAUUAUGCUUUUAACGAUAUGCAAUGGAAUUGAUGUCUUUGUUCUGCGGCUCGCUUUAUGGUUGCUUGCAUUGGGAAGAAAACAAUGGCUCAUUGUUAGUUAAAAUUGGAGUUGCUAUAUUUCAUUCU